CGACCAAAUCAACGUGUCGAAGAAUCUGUCUUUAAAAAAUCAAGAGCUGCACAUGACGAGAUGACAACUGGUCUCCUCUGACGAUAAUCCAACCUUCAGAUGUCUGACCUUUAACCUCUCCCCAACACACAGCUAUGUUUUCAUGUAAACAAUCAGCAUCAACCUGUUUAAUAUUAACGAGUCUGACACACCAUCAGUCACUGGAAAACACGUCUGAAUACAUGAAUAAUAUGUGAGCGAGGAGCAACAGAAGGAGGAGGAGGCGGCGAUGGUAUAAAAACAGGAGGGGAGUAAACCACACAGUCCAUGUGAGGAGGAGGAGGAAGGAGAGAAGAACAAGAGAAAAACAACAAAGAAACUGCUGGAGUUUGGAAUUAGACAUCGAAGAAGAAAAGGAAGAGAACAUUUGUUGGGUUUUCCUGCAGGAUCUUUAAUCUCUCUUUGGUGAUGGAGAGCGUGCGAGCUGUGGUCUACCUGUCCGUCUGUCUGUCUGUGCUGACAUCACUGUGUCACGGUCAGAGGUCAGCGCUGGACGAGUCUGACAUCGGACUCACAACCAAAGAGCUGGCUGAAGCUCUGCAGGGCCUCCUGGAUGACGCUGACAGCAGCGUUGGUCUGUCUGUGGAAAAGAAGGCGAGCGUCAUCCCGCGGUGUGAUGUUGGUGAGCGCUGUGCGAUGAAACAUGGGCCUCGAAUUGGUCGGCUGUGCGACUGUCUGAGAGGAACAGCCUGCAACACCUUCUUCCUGCGCUGCUAUUGAAUAAACACACGCUCACCUGUCACCUGUCACCUGGCCAUCUCUCUGCAUGUUUCUGUCUUUGUUUGAACUUUCUGUGUCUGUUCCUCAGAUUCAUUUAUUUUUGUUAAAUAAAAUUUCUCCAUAAAGUCGCUCGGCUCUGAUGACCUCAUCAUUUCAUCAUAGUGUUUAACUGAAGAGACACUGAGACCAACUGAACCACAUCCAACAACAGAAGCCGACUCAGCCAAGAGUCCUGGGGUCCAAAC
Molecule: messenger RNA, 1004 nt
Organism: Scatophagus argus
Lineage: Eukaryota; Metazoa; Chordata; Actinopteri; Scatophagidae
Gene: cart4
Product: cocaine- and amphetamine-regulated transcript 4
Exons: 4
Coding region: 448-759 (103 amino acids)
Biological process (GO): cellular response to starvation; positive regulation of MAPK cascade; adult feeding behavior
Molecular function (GO): neuropeptide hormone activity
Source: RefSeq, a predicted model, not a curated record